AUGACGACAAUGGGCGGGGGAUGGACGGCAAUUCAAAAACGAGUUACCGGACCCCUCAGUUUUGACAGGUACUGGACGGAAUAUAAAUAUGGUUUCGGUUUACCAGAACAAGAUGUCUGGGUUGGAAAUGACUUUAUCCAUCUGUUAACUAAAGAAAACAACUCAUCCCUGUAUGUGUCCAUCACUCUCCUGAAUGGUACAACGCUCUAUGAAAUGUACGACCGAUUCUCUGUGUCCGACGAAGCAGGGAAAUAUCAACUCUUUCUUGCAGGACCUGCCACGGGGACUUUAGGAAACAGCAUGAUAAGCUAUGAUCUGUCUGGGAUGUUCUUCUCCACCCCGGACAGAGAUAACGACGGGUCCCCUGGUAACUGUGCUGCUCACAGUUACAUUAGGGGAGGGUGGUGGUUUAACUGGUGUCAUUGGGCCUUCCUUAACGGUCAAUGGUCCCCGGAGUACUGGGAAAACCCAUGGUAUCCCACAGUACCGAAUGGGACGUCGGUGAAGGGAACCACCAUGAUGAUAAAGCGACAAUAGAUGAAAGCUCAUCCAUGGAUUAUGCAAACCC
This is a messenger RNA of Saccostrea cuccullata (small rock oyster), 568 nucleotides long. RefSeq names its product fibroleukin-like. Lineage: Eukaryota; Metazoa; Mollusca; Bivalvia; Ostreida; Ostreidae. Bases 1 to 537 code for a protein of 178 amino acids. The transcript has 5 exons. The record is from RefSeq and is a predicted model, not a curated record.